Messenger RNA from Hippoglossus stenolepis (Pacific halibut), 414 nucleotides. It is a transcript of the gene atp5mj, whose product is annotated as ATP synthase membrane subunit j. NCBI's taxonomy places the organism in Eukaryota, Metazoa, Chordata, Actinopteri, Pleuronectiformes, Pleuronectidae. The transcript has 4 exons. The record is from RefSeq and is a predicted model, not a curated record. Gene Ontology annotation, cellular component: mitochondrion. The coding region runs from base 137 to 295 and encodes 52 amino acids.
ACUCCCAAACACCCGUGAACGAAGCAGUGAAACAAGCGGAGUGUAGAAGAAGCAUUUCCACCCACGACUUUGACGUGAAGCUUCCGGUAGCAUCAGCGGCUCUUGACCUUCCUGCAGCAGCGACACGAACUGAGAGAUGGCUGGACGUGUACUUGCAUCAUGGUGGGCCAAGAUGGGCCCUUACUACACAAAGGCAUACCCGGAGAUGUGGGUUGGCCUUGGCAUCAUGACGUACCUGUACUACAAAGUCUCCUAUGGGGGCAAGAAGGCCGUGAAGGACAAGCCUACCCACUGAGUUCUCCACCGUGCUGAUGACCCCUCCACCUGCUGUUAAAUAAAGUCGCCUGUCCUGAAGUCCAGAUUCAUAUUAGAAUUUUUUUGUUAAUAUGGAACAAAUAAAGUUCUUAUCCAACA